This is a messenger RNA of Durusdinium trenchii, 2418 nucleotides long. The record is from the annotation of a GenBank genome assembly. Lineage: Eukaryota; Dinophyceae; Suessiales; Symbiodiniaceae.
GAGGACCAAGGGGCGCUGGCGAUCCAGGACAUCGCGGCGAGCGAGGGCGCGCUGGUGGUGGCGUCGCAGGCGCUACUACCCCAUGGACCUCCCACUACCUACGGGCCUCAACGAAGGGAGGAUGGCCGUUCGAAGAAGGACGGAAAGGGACAUGGGACCACGAGACAAGUGGAAGUCAACCCCUUUUGGAGCCAGACGGUCAAGGACGAAGCCAUGCUACGUGCCAUGCGGCCUGCAGGGCUCCCGGAGGCAUCUACAUCAACGACGAGACCUACGGCAUCCGGUGGCGAAGAGAUGGGGGUGGACAUCCAAGAGGUCCUGAGGGCAGUCAUGUCUCAGAAUUCGAUGCUCAAGAGGGAGUUGGCGGAGUUGAAGAAAAAGGUUGAUGACUCCACCAAGGAGAAGGACCGGGAUUUCAAGGAGGUAAUGAACGAAGAGGAGAACCUGGACGUGGAGCUCCACCUGUACCGGAAUCUUGGUUGGGAGCACUUCAUGCUGGACACCCAGGAGGGCAGGGGCAGAGCCGUGAAGGGAAAGAAGUGGCAGUUGGGCACUGGUGCCACGGAUGGAGGCUGGGGUGGUCGGUUGAGCUGCCGCCACUCCAGGAUCUACGAGAAGGAGAGUUGGGAUCACUGGUGGUGGGAAGAGGUGAUGCGAGGGGCUAUGAUGGCCUAUCGUGAAUGGCUUCGAGCAGAGCCGGUUCAGAGGCUUCACAUCAAGGCGGAAAUGCCUCGGGAGUGCAACACCGUGUGGAGCAGGUUGGAGCAAAGAGGACAGUUGAUGCUGCUGAACGCAGUGCCAGCGUCAAUCCGAUCAGAGAUGCUGGCAAACAGGGCUUCCAACUCGGUGGACGUUCUCUAUGCCUUGUUUCGGAGGUACCAGCCAGGAGGGCUGGCGGAGAGAUCUCGACUUCUCCGACAGCUGGUCGAGCCCAAGACACCGCAGACGAUGAACGAGGUGGUGGAGAUGCUUCGCGGCUGGAGGAGGAGCUUGAGGAGAGCGCAAGAGCUGGAGAUUGCCACUCCGGACGCGACCCUGUUGCUUGGGGCGUUGGACAAGAUGUCGGAGCUGGCGGAAUCACUGGCCAUCAGCGAUGUUCAACCACCCCCAGAGGUCAAGCCGUCGAACCAUGUCACCAAGGUCAAGGCGAUGACCACAGUGGCGGAGGAGAAGGCGGAGAACGGGGUCGUGAAGGCCAGAGCUGAGGGACGGGGUGAGGAGAAGCCGUGUCGGUUCUGGGGCACCGAGGAAGGGUGCCGGAAGGGACAAGACUGCCGCUUCAAGCAUGAUUGGGGCGGGCUGGAAAAGAAGGGGAGGUGCUUCGGAUGCUCGGGAACUGGUCACUCGAAGAAGGACUGCCCGACCGUGAAGCCAAAGGUGAAGGAGUCACCAGAGAAGCAGGCUGUGAAAGCCGUCAAGGAGAAGGUCACGACCAUCCAGGCGAAGGGGGACAUGAGUGAUGGUGGGCCCAAGACUGGGGGGAGUGAGCCGAUGGAGAACGGCCAGUCCAGUGAAGGCGACAAGGGAGCGGGAACUUCCGGGGAGAUGAAGGAACUGUUGAAUGAAGCCACCACGUUAUUGAAGAGUUUGAGGCCAAGUUCAUCGAUGAAGGCCAUCCGAUUGAGCAGCUUAGAGGCUUCUCCCGUGGACGAGAACCUUGCUGACCAAGGAGGAUGCCCUACGAUCGACGAGGCGCUGAGUAUGGUCCGGGAGAGAGCCCGGUUGGCCCAUCUGGCUGGUGAGGACAUCGGCUUGGAAGUGGACUUCGAGAAGGCGAGGCUGCUGCCGAAGAAAGGGUGGACGGGCGAAGGGCUUCCCUGGAAUCGGCAUGAGAGAAGGCGGGUUCGAAAGGCCAAGGAGGUCAUCAUCCACCUCUUCAGCGGAGACUCUCGAAAGUUCUGGCAGAAGGAGCUUGAGGCUGAGAACAGGGUGGUCCUGUGCAUCGACACGGUGAUUGACCAGGGACUCAACCUUGUGAGGGAUGACAUCUACUCCUUCCUGCUCGACCUGGCUGACAGCAGCACAGUGUGCCCGAAGCCAACGUUGUCAGUUCUGGAGCAGCCGGAGGACCCGGAAGAAUAUGUUGAGACGGAUGAGGCAAGGGGCCAGACGUACCCUUCGUACUGGAGCUGGCCUGAAUGGAAGGCAUUCAGAGAUCCAUGGGGAAUGACGGAGGUGAGCUUCGAUCAGGGGCCCAUGGGUCAUGCCCGGCGGAAACCGACGAGGCUGGGCACCAACAUUGCCAAGUUGACCGAGCUUCAGGACAUCAGAGGCCCAGGAGUUGGUGGGAACACGGCACUGGCAGAGGACCUCACGGAGAGGAUCAAGCAGAGCAAGGAUUGGUCUACGUGGGCGCCUGGCUUGAAGAUGGCCCUAGUGACCGCCAUUCGGGAGACGCUGAAGUCCUCCGAGUUCCAG